AUGUCCACCUCCACCUCCAACAGAAACAACAACAAAAACUACACCGACCUCCACCUCGCCCGCAGCCACGCCACCGAAGGCGAUGUCCCGGGCACAGUCAACCUACGGGCAGCCGAAGGCGACGACGUGGCCUUAGGACAAGCCUUAUUCCCCGUCCCAUCGCACGACCCCAAUGAUCCUCUGCAGUGGGAGGCGUGGAAGAAGACGACGAUUCUGGUGGUGGUGUCGCUGUAUUCGUUUGUGUCGAAUACGGCGCUGUUGGGCCCGUCGACGUAUAUUGGGAUUUAUGCGCAGGAAUUUGGGAUUACGCCGACGAAAGCUUCGGGUUUGAUUUCGUAUCCGAAUAUCCUCUACGGCUGCGGCACACUCAUCACCGUACCCAUGUAUCUGAAAUUUGGACGAAGACCCGUCAUGCUGUUGAGUCUGGUCGUCUAUCUCGCCGGCCUGAUCGGUUGCAGUCAAGCCACAUCAUAUGGGGGACUCAUGACCGCGCGCAUCUUUGCUAGUCUCGCGAGCGGCGUGUGCGAAGCAUUACCGGUCCAGCUGGUGAACGACAUAUUCUAUUUGCACGAACGAGCAACCAAGUUAGGCAUAUAUACCGUUGCUCUCUGCCUGGGAGCUACUGGUCCAUUAUACGCUGGCUACAUGCUCGCAGGAGGCUACAGCUGGAGACUGUACUUUUACGUGGAGAUUGCCCUCGCGGGCGCCCUGCUCAUCACGGCAUUCCUCUUCGUCGAAGAGUCGGGAUACAAAAGACCACCCCCGACCUCUGACGCUUUGGAAAUGUCCAGCGAAAAGUCAAAGAAUCACACCGAGCAUGUCGAGAUCAGCUAUGUGCCCAUCCCGGCGCGACGGAGCUUUUGGCAAACUGUCACCUUCUGGAGCCCGGUCGAUCACGAGGUUGAGUUUUUCUGGACGGCGAUUCGUUCCUUUUCGUAUUUCCUGGUGCCUUCGGUGCUGUGGGUGGUCAGUACAUAUGGCAUCUACAUUGGACUGGGGGCUUUGACCUUCAAUUACACAUUCCCCAUGUUGAUCACCGUGCCUCCGUACAACUGGUCCCAGGAGAACUCGGGCCUCGUUUGCUUGGGCAAUGUCAUCGGAUACGCGCUGGCCAUUCCCCUGUUGUUCACAUUCGAUCGCCUUGCAGCUUACCUGACCAAGCGUAACGGAGAUAUCCGAGAGGCGGAGAUGAGACUCGGUGUGAUGCUGCCUGCAGCAUUGAUCGCCCCGGCGGGAUUGAUCGUGUACGGCAUGACUGCCGAGCGCCACUUGCACUGGAUUGGCUACUUCUUUGGGGUUGCCAUGUGUAAUUGGGGGGCCUAUUUCUACUUCACGGGAACGUUAGCGUAUGCCGUCGACUCGUACAAUGCCAACGUCUCGGAGAUGCUCAUCGCCAUGUGUGUUGGCAAGCAGCUCAUCAGCUUCGCAUUCGGAGUAUAUCUGCUCGACUGGGUGCAACAGUCAGGGUACGCUGUCAUCAUUGCAGGCGUCUUUUGUGGAGUGCUACUGGGCAACAAUCUGUGCGUCCUGCUCUUCAUGUUCUUCGGGAAGAGGAUGCGACGCUAUUUCGCAGGCACUGCUCUGGCAAGGCUGCACAAGAAGAGCAUUCGACAGGUCAUGGCUCAUUGA
Messenger RNA from Sphaerulina musiva SO2202, 1629 nucleotides. RefSeq names its product MFS general substrate transporter. The transcript has 6 exons. Gene Ontology annotation, molecular function: transmembrane transporter activity. NCBI's taxonomy places the organism in Eukaryota, Fungi, Ascomycota, Dothideomycetes, Mycosphaerellales, Mycosphaerellaceae. The coding region runs from base 1 to 1629 and encodes 542 amino acids. The record is from RefSeq and is a predicted model, not a curated record. Gene Ontology annotation, biological process: transmembrane transport.